GAGAGAGAAGCCUAGGUGUAGACAAAGAGCAAAGAUUACAGGGGGGAAGCAGAGUUCAGAGGCAGAGAGAGACAGUCUCCAGCAGCACUAGAAUAUUCCCAUAGAGAAGACUAGAAGAAGAUUGGGGCGUAGGAGGAUCCAGACUGUGCAGUGACAUCACAAUGGCUUUAAAAUCUAAAGCAGGAAUAAUGAAUGUCACACUAGGAACAAAAAUUAGGAUCAUUCGAAGUAAGAGAGUGAUAACGGGCAAUACAGUAUCCUCCUGCGAUAUCAUCAUUAGUGAUGGCAAGAUUAGUAGUAUCCUGCCAUGGGGAAAACAACAACAACAAGUGACCAGCGGAGCACAGUUGCUGGAUGUAGGGGAUCUUGUGGUCAUGGCUGGCAUUAUUGACCCUCAUGUACAUGUCAAUGAGCCUGGACGCACGGACUGGGAAGGCUACCGGACUGCCACACUGGCUGCAGCUGCUGGAGGGAUCACUGCUAUUGUAGAUAUGCCACUAAACAGCCUGCCACCCACCACAUCUGUGAGCAAUUUCCAUACCAAGCUCCAGGCCGCUAAGGGACAAUGCUAUGUGGACGUUGCAUUUUGGGGUGGUGUAAUUCCCAAUAAUCAGGUGGAACUGAUACCUCUGUUACAAGCUGGUGUUGCUGGAUUCAAGUGUUUUCUUAUCAACAGUGGAGUGCCUGAGUUUCCCCACGUUAGUGUGAUGGAUCUACACGCAGCCAUGACUGAAUUGCAGGGGACCAACAGUGUUCUACUGGUUAGUGGCAAUAAUAGCUGGCUCCCCCCCUUGGCUGAAAAUGGCGACCCUACACUGUAUGAAACAUUCCUGGACUCCCGCCCAGAUAACAUGGAAGUUGCUGCGGUGGAACUGGUAGCUGAUCUUUGUCUACAGUACAAUUUAAUAGUGCGCUGUCACAUUGUCCACCUGUCAUCAGCACAAUCUCUGACCAUAAUCAGAAAAGCAAAAGAGGCUGGAGCCCCCCUGACUGUAGAGACAACUCAUCAUUACCUAUCCUUGAGCUCUGAGCACAUUCCUCCUGGUGCCACAUACUACAAGUGCUGCCCACCAGUAAGAGGCCAUCACAACAAGGAGGCUCUGUGGAACGCACUUCUGCAGGGCCAUAUAGACAUGGUGGUUUCUGACCAUUCACCAUGCACACCAGACCUCAAGCUUCUGAAAGAGGGAGAUUACAUGAAGGCCUGGGGAGGUAUUUCUUCCCUACAGUUUGGACUGUCUCUUUUCUGGACCUCGGCAAGAACCCGCGGCUUCUCUUUGACUGAUGUCUCCCAUUUGCUGAGCAGCAACACAGCCAAACUGUGCGGCCUUGAUAAUCGCAAAGGAUCUAUUAAAGUGGGUUAUGAUGCUGAUUUGGUCAUCUGGGAUCCUGACAGGGAGUUUCAGGUGAAAGAAAAGGACAUUUAUCACAAGAAUAAGCUCACCCCAUACCUGGGAUUCCUUCUUCAAGGGGAAGUCAUGGCUACUCUUGUACGGGGGACUCUGGUUUAUUACAAGGGGAAGCAUGCUGCCAAGCCCACUGGAGAACUUGUUAAUAUACACAGCGCGGAGCCUGCUAAACCCGGCGCACCCUAUUAUUAGAGAAGACCUACCAAAAAUCUGACCCUUUCGUUUAUAUUAUUAGGAAGUACCUACAAAAUAU
Messenger RNA from Nanorana parkeri, 1662 nucleotides. RefSeq names its product allantoinase, mitochondrial-like. Gene Ontology annotation, molecular function: zinc ion binding; cobalt ion binding; allantoinase activity. The transcript is spliced from 13 exons. NCBI's taxonomy places the organism in Eukaryota, Metazoa, Chordata, Amphibia, Anura, Dicroglossidae. Gene Ontology annotation, cellular component: cytoplasm. Gene Ontology annotation, biological process: allantoin catabolic process; purine nucleobase catabolic process. Bases 162 to 1601 code for a protein of 479 amino acids. The record is from RefSeq and is a predicted model, not a curated record.